Molecule: messenger RNA, 956 nt
Organism: Melanotaenia boesemani (Boeseman's rainbowfish)
Lineage: Eukaryota; Metazoa; Chordata; Actinopteri; Atheriniformes; Melanotaeniidae
Gene: arl14ep
Product: ADP-ribosylation factor-like 14 effector protein
Exons: 5
Coding region: 100-768 (222 amino acids)
Cellular component (GO): intracellular membrane-bounded organelle
Source: RefSeq, a predicted model, not a curated record
UUUACUUCCGCCAAAGAAGAAGCCAGUCCACAACAGUCGUGUGUUUACAAUUUAUCCCCCAUACGUUUUCAGUCCAAUCGUUUCCAAUAAAAGGACAGCAUGCCCGUAAUUUGUGCGGCAACGGGGUGCAACAAUAAGUUUGUCAAGGGGUCAGAAAUAAGAUUUUACCGGUUCCCUCUUAGCAAGCCUCAACUUUCCAGCAAAUGGGUGCAGAGCCUUGGGAUGAAAAACUUCAUUCCGACUACCAACACUUGCCUCUGUUCAGAGCAUUUCAGGAGCGACUGCUUCAGGGACUACAAUGGCAAGCAGUUCCUGAGAGAGGAUGCAGUGCCCACCAUAUUCAGCCAAGGGCAGGACUCCUCAAAGAUUGAAUUACGUAAAAGAGGAGUUAUACCAAAAGAGCCAAAUGUGGCCAAUCAAAUGGCAACACAAGCUGACAGAGAGAGAGAAAGAGCGAAAGAGGCCGCUUUGCGCAGAGAAAAAAGAGGAGGAUUCAGGGGAGGACGAGGAGGUCGUGGAGGGAAACAGCUGUCUGACAGGCAAACGAUUGCAGCCAAAAGCAGAGUGUACGACAACAAAGGCCGACUGCUCUCCAACGGGAAAGACAUGUGUGACUGUCUGGAUGUGGACUGUAUGGGCUGCUUUUACCCCUGCCCCGAGUGUGGAUCGCGCAAGUGCGGGGUCGAGUGUCGCUGCGACAGGAAGUGGCUUUACGAGCAGGUGGAAGUGGAGGGUGGAGAAAUCAUUCGGAACAAAUUUGCUGUUUGAUUAUCAAAGACUCCUAAAUGUUAGAGUAAGGGGGAUUUCGAGGGAUUAAAUUUUCCUUCUCCCUGAGUUCAGUUGUAAGUCUGGACCAUUUCAGACUGUGAAGCUUUGUAAAGAAAUAUUCAGCAAUGUUAAAUGAUAUUUAAAGCUUUUUUUCUGUACCUUUGUGUUAAUAAACAUUUUUUUCUUAA